Trifolium pratense (red clover) is the source of this 1589-nucleotide messenger RNA. RefSeq names its product isocitrate dehydrogenase [NAD] regulatory subunit 1, mitochondrial-like. The record is from RefSeq and is a predicted model, not a curated record. NCBI's taxonomy places the organism in Eukaryota, Viridiplantae, Streptophyta, Magnoliopsida, Fabales, Fabaceae. The transcript is spliced from 5 exons. Gene Ontology annotation, biological process: tricarboxylic acid cycle; isocitrate metabolic process. The coding region runs from base 189 to 1388 and encodes 399 amino acids. Gene Ontology annotation, cellular component: mitochondrion. Gene Ontology annotation, molecular function: isocitrate dehydrogenase (NAD+) activity.
UCUUACUGGCCACUACUAUUCCGGGUGUUUCCAAUCACGCCGUGUUUCCGUCGCCUUUCCCAUUUUAAUCAUUAUUAUUCUCUCAUUCUCCUUUCCAAUUCCAUGGUUGUUGCUUCAAUCUUUUCACACUAACCAAACCAAACCAAACCAAAUCUCAUUUCAAAACCCUAACAAAUCAAAAUUCACCAAUGGCACGAAGAUCCAUACCGAUCCUCAAACAUCUCUUAUCAUCAACCCGAUCUCAAUCCCAAUCCGAACCAUUCAAUUCAACUUUCAAACGAUGCGUAACCUAUAUGCACCGUCCCGGCGACGGAACACCACGUCCUGUAACCCUAAUCCCCGGCGACGGAAUCGGACCACUUGUAACCGGCGCCGUUGAACAAGUCAUGGAAGCGAUGCACGCGCCUGUUUAUUUCGAGAAAUUUAUUGUUCAUGGUGAUAUGAAAGCUGUUCCUACCGAAGUUCUUGAAUCGAUCCGUAAAAAUAAGGUUUGUCUUAAAGGUGGAUUGAUUACUCCUAUGGGUGGUGGUGUUAGUUCUCUUAAUGUUCAGCUUAGGAAAGAGCUUGAUCUAUAUGCUUCUCUUGUUAAUUGCUUUAAUUUACCUGGUUUGGCUACGAGACAUGAUAAUGUUGAUAUUGUUGUUAUUCGGGAGAAUACUGAAGGGGAGUAUGCUGGUCUUGAACAUGAGGUUGUUCCCGGCGUCGUCGAAAGUCUUAAGGAGGAAGCUCCUUGUAACCCCAGAGCAAGUGCUCCUCAGGGAAGAGACAUUUCUCUCUCUGACCAAACCUCUCAGGUGAUAACGAAGUUCUGUUCUGAGCGUAUUGCUAAAUAUGCAUUCGAGUAUGCUUACCUGAAUAACAGAAAGAAAGUGACUGCUGUCCACAAAGCAAAUAUAAUGAAGCUUGCAGAUGGUUUGUUCUUGGAAUCUUGUCGAGAGGUUGCCACCAAGUAUCCUGGCAUUAAAUAUAAUGAAAUUAUUGUGGAUAAUUGCUGCAUGCAGCUUGUUUCGAAGCCUGAACAGUUUGAUGUCAUGGUCACCCCAAAUCUGUACGGAAAUCUAGUUGCAAAUACUGCAGCAGGCAUUGCUGGAGGCACUGGAGUUAUGCCAGGAGGCAAUGUUGGGGCUGAGCACGCAGUUUUUGAGCAGGGUGCUUCAGCAGGAAAUGUUGGUAAUGAAAAAGUAGCAGCACAAAAGACAGCCAACCCAGUAGCGCUCCUUCUCUCAUCAGCUAUGAUGCUUAGGCAUCUCCAAUUUCCUGCAUUUGCUGACCGUUUGGAAGUUGCCGUUGAAAAAGUCAUUCUAGAGGGCAAGUAUCGGACAAAGGAUCUUGGAGGGACAAGCACCACCCAAGAAGUUGUCGAUGCAGUAAUAGAUGCUUUAGAUUGAUUCAUUUAGUUGCUGAUUUCUCAAAUGCAAAUCAGCCUCGUAUAAUCUUUCCUAGUCAAUUUUAUCAACAUUGUUGUGCUUGUGCACUCAUCAAAAUUGGAAAUAGCAAUUUUUGUUCUGAAUAAUGUUCAUGCAACACAGAAAAUGAUGUAUUAUUUUUUUCCCUGAAAAAUUCAGAGUGAUAAGUGGAUUCCACUUCAA